Messenger RNA from Dunckerocampus dactyliophorus (ringed pipefish), 2921 nucleotides. It is a transcript of the gene itprip, whose product is annotated as inositol 1,4,5-trisphosphate receptor interacting protein. Gene Ontology annotation, cellular component: membrane. The transcript is spliced from 2 exons. Bases 46 to 1734 code for a protein of 562 amino acids. Lineage: Eukaryota; Metazoa; Chordata; Actinopteri; Syngnathiformes; Syngnathidae. The record is from RefSeq and is a predicted model, not a curated record.
UCGAGAACAGGAAAUGUCAGAGGAAAACUGCAACUUGGAAGCUCCAUGAGGCUGAUAAACUGCCAACAGAGCCGGGAACAUGACGUUUUAUAUCACGGUACGGAGCAGGUCGUGUUAAAGGAAGUGAUCAGUAGCUGCAGAAGCACGGCUGGUAGAUACGAGCCCAAGAUGCAGGGGACCUUCGCACGGGUGUGUAUGGUCGUCACCGCCGCCAUCUUGAACCACCCCUUGCUCUUUCCCCAAGAGAACGCCACCUCCAUCGCGGAGCAGGACGAGGAGCUGAUUGUGCGCAUGCGGGAGCACCAGGAGAGGCUGGAACGGGAGCGGGCCAAGCUGGAGGAGGAGCUCUCCCAGCUGGAGGAAGGUGGCGAGGAGGACGGUUACAGCUGGUACAUCUGGAGCGUCGUUUCUUUUGUGGUGUUUUUUACCAUUGAGAUGUGCAGGGCAGACACGGGUGACUCGGAUGCAAGCGGAGUGGAUGACGAACUUCCUGAGAGUGGAUCCGUGGACGCCAGCACAAUGGUUCUAGAUAAGAACAUCCUCAGCAACUUCUGUGACCAAUGCACGUACGCCACCGCCCACGACAACGGGAGGGUGAGGGAGUUUGUGGAGGGUUUCACUGACGACCUCCUGGAGUCUCUGAGGAGCGUUAGUGACCGAGAGGCAGACAUGGAGGUGGAGGACUUUGUCGGGAUCGGAAGCAUGUUUGAGUGUUGGCAGGUGUGCAAGCCUCCAGCGUGCGACCUCAUUGUGCCUUUCUCGCCUCCCGAUCCGCUCGCCUUCCAGGUCAGCUUGUGGUGCGAGCCGUCCAGCCACACGCCCCCAGACAAGCAAGGAUGCGGCACCAUCCAGGUGAGCUUGUUCGGGGAGCAGGAGGGAGGGUGCCUGUGUGGUUCUGCUAACAUGGGAGACGACAUGCUGUGUCUGCUGCACGGUAAACAUGAGCGCAGCCUGGAUGAGCUGCUGUGCUCCAGAAGAAUGCCUCUCCUGGCCAAAGAUCAAGUCAUGAAGUGGUUUCAGGUGUCCCUCACCAAAGCGUGGGGGCGCAUCUCCCACAAGUAUGACUUUGAGGUCACGUUUCGCAGCCUGGACGCGGCGGGCGCCUUAAAGGUCCGAUUCCCUUCAGGGAAAAGCGUCAUGGUGAACAUCAUACCUGCGGUCCAGCUUGUGGACACCGAUGCUUAUUUGGUUUCACACUUCCCGUCAGACUGCGGCAGUCCUCAAGACCCGUUUUGGCCUCUUUCACUGGCCGUCUACGAGAGGAACCUACUGAAACACCUGACCAAACACCUCCCCCAACAUCCCUGCCAUCUACAAUGCCUUCAGGUGGUCGCCUUCCUGCACAGGAAGCAGACGGCGCUAACUGGUGGGAACGCUUUGACCGACUACCACUGGAAGACGGUUCUUUUGCACCUGUUGCUGCUCAAACAAACGUCGAUUUGGACCGCCGACAGAACUGAAUGCAGACUCCGGGACGUGCUCGACUUCAUGCACAGGAGCCUCCGGGAGAAGAAUCUUCGUCAUGUCCUGAUAGGGAACAGUAGAGUACCACAAGAGCUCCAGCUUCCGCAGAUGAUCCGCAAAGCAGAGCCCAUCAAUCUGUUCCGGAGUUUGGUGUUGAGGAGGGACCAUUAUGCAGCAACAGUGCACCACCUCCAGGAGAUGAUGAGGAAUGCGGCCAUGCUGUUACAAGAGUACAUGCCACUCUCGUAUCAUGAAGCCUUUCAUUACUAGAAGUACUUCACAACUUAUUGUAGGAUACUUCUUAUAUUAUACUGCAUCUCUGUGUGGAGUUUGCAUGUUCUCCCUGUUUUCUCUGCAUACUCCGGUUUGCUCCCACAUUCCAAAAAAAACACAAAAACAUGCACGUUAGCUUCACUGGAGACUCUAAAUAGUCCAUAGGUACGAAUGUGAGUGUUUGUCUAUAUGUGCCCUGCCAUUGGCUGGACACCAGUCCAGGGUGUACACCGGCUCUCACCCCAAGUCAGCAGGGAUAGGCUCCAGCAUGCCCCCACGACGCUAAUGAGGAUAAGCGACAUAGAAGAUGCAUGGAUGGAUGUUGGAUUAUACUGCUUAUUGUAGUAUACCGCUUAUUGUAUUAUAGUGCUUGUUGUAUGAUAGGUCUUAUUGCAUUUAGUGCUGAAGCUACAGUCAUGGCCAAAAAUAUUAGCACCAAAGAUGCCAAUCAAUGUUUUUGGCCGUGAACGUAUGGAGCACAACCAAAUGAGUCAUGGCCAGAAACAUUGGCAUCUUUUGUGUAUCCCAAUGCUUUUGUGCAUCUCAGUGCAUGAUGGAGAGUAAGAAAAAAAGUAAAAGUAACCAUGGGAGUGAACGGUGCAACAGUGUAAACAUUAGGGCUGCAACUAACCUGUAUUUUGUUCAUCUGGAGCUUGUUGUUUGGAUGAAUUAAGUCAUGGCUUAGAUCCAAGACAGACCAAAUCAAUAUGAAGCAAACACAAUGUCUCUAACAUAUGGGAACAAAGGCAAAUGUGUUGAUUGGUGUUUUCCAAAGUCAAAGCUGAUGUCUUGUCUAGAUACGUAAUAGCUAUGCUUGCAUGGAUGACUAAAGAUAUAAAAAAUAUUCACAUUUGAGAGGCUGAAGUCAGAUGAUGUUUACCUUUUUACAUCAAAAAGCAACCAGUGGAUGGAUUGUUGCAGCUCUGCUAUACUCUAUGUACAUUCUAUACUGCACACGACACUUCAGAUGUAAAAGAAGGCAAAUGGGGAUAGGAAUCCAAACUAGCUGAUUUUUGAGGCAGCUUUUGCAUUUUCAUGCUCAAUUCAUGUUCACCCACCAAUAAAAUAAUUUCACUUUAACAUUCUUCCAUUGUGGUUCAUGUUUUUUUUAAGGGCAUUGAAUGCACCAUGAGUAGUGAUAAUGGCGCCUUUAUUUCCAGUACAACAUUUAGAAGUACAAAAAU